CACCAAGGGGAGAGGAGAGGAGAGGAGAGGACACAGACUCACAGAGGAACAUCAAAACUCCAAAGAAAAAGAAAUCACUUGCUAGCUUCACAUUCAUUAAUUAAAGAACCAGAAAUGGCAGUGGCAAUGACCAUGGCCCUUCGCCGUCUCUCCUCUUCCUUUGACAAGCCCCUUCGCCCUGGUCUCUUCAAAGCCACCUCCCUCUAUUAUAUGUCUUCUUUGCCAAACGAAGCUGUAUAUGAGAAGGAGAAACCUGGUGUCAGCUGGCCAAAGCAGCUGAAUGCACCCUUAGAGGCUGUUGAUCCUCAGGUUGCUGAUAUUAUUGAGCUCGAGAAAGCUAGGCAAUGGAAGGGGCUUGAGCUUAUACCCUCAGAGAACUUCACUUCGGUAUCAGUGAUGCAAGCUGUGGGUUCUGUCAUGACCAACAAGUACAGUGAAGGAUACCCUGGUGCAAGAUACUAUGGUGGAAACGAGUAUAUUGACAUGGCAGAAUCCUUAUGUCAGAAGCGUGCUCUGGAAGCAUUUCGCCUGGAUCCUGCUAAAUGGGGAGUGAACGUGCAAUCUCUAUCUGGAUCUCCAGCUAAUUUUCAAGUCUACACUGCAUUGUUAAAGCCUCAUGAAAGAAUCAUGGCACUUGAUCUUCCUCAUGGAGGCCAUCUUUCUCAUGGCUAUCAGACAGACACCAAAAAAAUAUCUGCAGUGUCAAUAUUUUUUGAGACAAUGCCAUACAGAUUGAAUGAGAGCACUGGCUAUAUUGACUAUGAUCAGCUGGAGAAAAGUGCCACUCUUUUCAGACCAAAAUUAAUAGUAGCUGGUGCUAGUGCUUACGCACGACUAUAUGAUUAUGCACGCAUUCGCAAGGUUUGCGACAAACAAAAAGCUACACUGUUGGCAGAUAUGGCACACAUUAGUGGAUUGGUUGCAGCUGAUGUCAUCCCGUCACCUUUUGAGUAUGCAGAUAUAGUGACUACCACAACUCACAAGUCACUUCGCGGGCCACGUGGGGCAAUGAUUUUCUUCAGGAAGGGGUUAAAAGAGGUUAACAAACAAGGGAAAGAAGUGUUUUAUGACUACGAGGACAAAAUCAAUCAAGCUGUCUUUCCUGGGCUUCAAGGUGGUCCACACAACCACACAAUUGCUGGUUUAGCAGUUGCUUUGAAACAGGCUACAACUGUAGAGUACAAAGCGUAUCAAGAGCAAGUUCUAAGUAAUUGUGCAAAAUUUGCCCAGAGUUUAGUUGAGAAAGGCUACGAACUUGUUUCUGGAGGAACUGAGAACCAUUUAGUUUUGGUGAAUUUGAAGAACAAGGGUAUAGAUGGCUCCAGAGUUGAAAAGGUGCUUGAAUCUGUUCACAUUGCUGCAAACAAAAACACUGUUCCUGGAGAUGUGUCUGCCAUGGUUCCCGGUGGCAUCAGGAUGGGAACGCCGGCUCUUACUUCUAGGGGAUUCGUUGAAGAGGAUUUUGCUAAGGUGGCAGAUUUCUUUGAUGCCGCUGUGAAGUUGGCAGUGAAGAUCAAGGCUGAAACCAAAGGGACGAAGUUGAAGGAUUUCUUGGCUACGCAGUCUGCUCCUCACUUUCAAUCUGAGAUUUCAAAACUCCGUCGUGACGUGGAAGAGUACGCUAAGCAAUUCCCAACAAUUGGAUUUGAAAAGGAAACCAUGAAGUACAAGAAUUGAGCAAGAAAUUAUCUCUACAUAAGGUAGGCAGAUUUCAGAAGAGUUUUUCUACUCAAUGGAGUUGGAUGGAGAUGGCAUAACUCGUGGAUCAUGUAUCAAGGAUGCAGAUGCGAAUUUUAGUGCUUUUGUUACCUGUUAAUCCAGCAAACCUUGAUCUGUAUCUUCAUUAGAUGUAUAUAUGCACACACAGCUACCAGUGCUGAGGAAGCAAUAAAGAUAUUUCGUCUUCGUAUA
Molecule: messenger RNA, 1911 nt
Organism: Populus trichocarpa (black cottonwood)
Lineage: Eukaryota; Viridiplantae; Streptophyta; Magnoliopsida; Malpighiales; Salicaceae
Product: serine hydroxymethyltransferase 1, mitochondrial
Exons: 16
Coding region: 115-1677 (520 amino acids)
Biological process (GO): L-serine catabolic process; tetrahydrofolate interconversion; folic acid metabolic process
Cellular component (GO): cytoplasm
Molecular function (GO): serine binding; glycine hydroxymethyltransferase activity; cobalt ion binding
Source: RefSeq, a predicted model, not a curated record